Molecule: messenger RNA, 1125 nt
Organism: Lodderomyces pseudojiufengensis
Lineage: Eukaryota; Fungi; Ascomycota; Pichiomycetes; Serinales; Debaryomycetaceae
Gene: RRD1
Product: peptidylprolyl isomerase
Exons: 1
Coding region: 1-1125 (374 amino acids)
Biological process (GO): mitotic spindle organization
Cellular component (GO): protein phosphatase type 2A complex; nucleus; cytoplasm
Molecular function (GO): protein tyrosine phosphatase activator activity; peptidyl-prolyl cis-trans isomerase activity
Source: RefSeq, a predicted model, not a curated record
AUGAAUGAAAAAGCGGUAGAACCAAUAAAAAAGAUCUACGACGUAUCGGAUUUGAAAAACUUUGAAAAAUCCAUAGCGUAUAAGGGUAUUCAACAAACAUUGAAUCAAAUACUUUUAUUAGUGCAAGAUGUUAAAGUGCCGCCAGGAGUAUUAAGCAAAUCUAUAGUGACUAGGGAGAGCAAUCAAUCUUCCAAUAUAAGUACAUUACCAGCCACUGCUUUUGAGCAAAAGGAUGAAUUUAAAUGUCAGGGAAAUAUUCAACUAAUACUAGACAUAUUUGACAAAUCCACAAUAUUAAUUAAUGAAACGGAACCAAUCAAAGGACCUACAAGGUUUGGAAAUAUAGCGUAUAGGGUAUGGUACGAAAAGAUGGAUCAAAUUUUGCCAGAAUUAUUAGAUCAACUACAUUACAAACAUCAUGACAAAGCUCAAUUUAUGACAGAGUUAAAAUAUUAUUUAAUUAAUUCAUUUGGAUCGAAAAUGAGACUUGAUUAUGGAACAGGUCACGAAUUAUCAUAUCUAGCAUUUAUUGGAGCAUUGAUUCAAAAUGAAAAUGUGCUUUCGAAGCCCACUGGUGAAGAAAUAUUGGUAUUAUUUGCCAAAUAUUAUGAUUUAAUACGAAAUUUGAUUUUAACUUAUAAUUUAGAACCUGCUGGAUCCCAUGGAGUUUGGGGUUUAGAUGAUCAUUUUCAUUUGAUUUAUAUAUUAGGAGCAUCACAAUUUUGUGAUGACAAAUUUGCUCCUUCGGUACGACAAGUGUUACUGAGUCAAGUCAUUAAUGCAUACAAAUUGUCAAAUUUAUAUGUAAAUGCUAUUGCUUUUAUUUUUAAAUUGAAAACUGGUCCAUUCAAUGAACAUAGUCCUAUAAUAAAUGAUAUCCAUAUGACAGUCAUACUGUGGAGUAAAGUCAGACAAGGUCUUUCAAAAAUGUAUAUGGUUGAAGUUUUAGGUAAGUAUCCAGUAAUUCAACAUUUUUGGUUUGGUGAAAAGUUGUACCCAUGGAAAGAUCACGAUGGUAAAACUUUACCAGUAUUUCAACCAGAAGAGAGUAAAAAAUCUACAAAAAAGAACCCUACAUCAAAUCAAAAUAUUCCGAUGACAGCUGCUCCGUGGGCUAACAGAUAG